Botrytis byssoidea is the source of this 183-nucleotide messenger RNA. RefSeq lists its product as uncharacterized. NCBI's taxonomy places the organism in Eukaryota, Fungi, Ascomycota, Leotiomycetes, Helotiales, Sclerotiniaceae. Bases 1 to 183 code for a protein of 60 amino acids. The record is from RefSeq and is a predicted model, not a curated record. The transcript has a single exon.
AUGGAUGCAAGAAACAAAAGACACCUAUUGUUAGUUUACGGUCUGGACGACGAGGAAUCUCGUGGGAAACUGCGUAUCUUCAGUGAAGCGAUGGACGAAUGCAUCGGGAAUCUGGAAAGAAGAAUGUUACAAUACCACACGAAGACGACGUAUACCCCAGCACCACAAGAAGAUUGGGAAUAG